Messenger RNA from Trachemys scripta elegans, 619 nucleotides. It is a transcript of the gene PLA2G10, whose product is annotated as phospholipase A2 group X. The record is from RefSeq and is a predicted model, not a curated record. The transcript is spliced from 4 exons. Gene Ontology annotation, molecular function: calcium ion binding; phospholipid binding. Lineage: Eukaryota; Metazoa; Chordata; Testudines; Emydidae. Bases 81 to 554 code for a protein of 157 amino acids. Gene Ontology annotation, biological process: phospholipid metabolic process; lipid catabolic process; arachidonate secretion.
CAGGCUGAGCGCCAGGGAGACAGAAGCGCAGCGACUCACCACCGGCUGCCGGCCACCGGCGCGACUCCGCGGCGUUCCUCAUGGGACUCCGGCACCUGGCGUUGUUGCUGCCUCUGCUGCUCCUGCUUCCGCCGGAUUCUAAAGGUGCUUUGGGAAAAACCCAUUCUAGGAAUCGAAGAGGAAUCCUUGAAUUAGCUGGAGCCAUUAAAUGCAGCACAGGACGCUCUCCUUUUGCUUAUCUACGUUAUGGAUGCUAUUGUGGUCUGGGAGGGCAAGGCUGGCCUAAGGAUAAAGUAGACUGGUGCUGCUUUAAGCAUGACUGUUGCUACAGUAAGGCAGAGCAAGCAGGCUGUAAGCCCAAGAUACAGAGCUAUAACUGGGAAUGUGAAGACAAUGCUGCUGUGUGUGAUUCACUAGAAGACAAAUGUCAAAAAAUAAUGUGUGAAUGUGACCGCAAAGCUGCCAAGUGUUUGGCUAAAGCCCCUUAUUACCCAAGGUACAUUUUCUGGCCAGAUUUUGUAUGUGGUAACAAUCACCCAAAAUGUAAGUUUUGAUGAGACAGGAGGACACUACUCUAAUAUUUAUAAAAAUCUGUACGUGCUUUUGAAUUUAAAAAAUA